Cyprinodon tularosa is the source of this 6420-nucleotide messenger RNA. RefSeq names its product zinc finger protein 831 (gene znf831). Lineage: Eukaryota; Metazoa; Chordata; Actinopteri; Cyprinodontiformes; Cyprinodontidae. Bases 197 to 5107 code for a protein of 1636 amino acids. The transcript has 4 exons. The record is from RefSeq and is a predicted model, not a curated record.
ACCUCUCCCUCCAUCCCUCCCUCCCUCUCUCUGUGUCUCAUUUGCAUGUCUUCCGCUUCCUCAUCACAAGAAACGGUUCUUGUCAAAGCGAGAAGAGCAGAGGAAUGUGGGUGAGAAUGAGGCUCCGAUCAGGCUGAACAUCCCGCUGGUAAUUAGAGACCCGACACUGGCUAAUCACGACAGUUUCAGCGUUGCCAUGGAGACUGGAAAGCCGGGACUGGCAAGUGUUCCAGUAAAUAUCAGCUCAGUCGGAGCACAGGCAGAGAAAAGACUGGACAUCCAGUCGCCUCUAACGGCGGUUUACAUCCAAGCAGUUCCAACUGUGCCUUUACAGCAUUACCCUCAACCUCCUGCAGAGGCCAGAUUGACGAGCGGCCUCCACCUGACCAUGCCAGCUCUCUAUGCCAAGGAGACACUCCCCUUCCUGACUCUGCACCUUGCCGGUGACCCGCAGCCUAAGCUGGGAUGCAAUGGACCUGCUGCUGUUGCUCCGGCAGUCAAACCGAAGUCUGCAGGCAAACACGUGUGUCCUCACUGUGGACGGGAUUGCAUGAAGCCUAGUGUCCUGGAGAAGCACCUCCGCUGCCACACAGGAGAGCGACCAUAUCCUUGCACCACCUGUGGAGUAUCUUUUAAGACCCAGAGCAACCUGUACAAACACAGACGAACUCAGACACAUGCCCGGCAGUCAUCGGAAUCAGAGCAGAGCAACCCGGGCAGUCUAGACAGCAUGUACAGCUCCAGAGAGACAUGUUCCUCCAGUUUCUCUCUGGAUGAGCAAUGUGAGGAGCUGGGUGGUGAGGCAAAGUAUACCGAGAUGCAAAGUUCUGUCAGCGAACAGAAAGAGCCCAGCUCAACUGCUCCUAAUCCAGAAACCAAACUCACACCAGAGGGGGACAAAGGGAAGACAGAAAGUUUAAAACAGUCUUUGACCUGCAGCAGGCACCUCCAGCUUCAGAGACAGGAAGCCACCCUGUUCUCCAAACAGUGGGAAAGCUCUGCAUCUAGAGGGAAAUCCCAGAGUCACGAAAGCACAGACUCUGGCUUCAGCGAGAGCAGUGAUCACUAUCCCAGUCCCAACAGUGUCUUAGCUGAAAACAGUGUGGAUGACCAAUCUAAAGCCAGCAGGGAGAACGAUGAGGAGGCCCAGGAAACCGAAGGCCAGGCUGGAAGGGAUGACAAAGGCAAGGCGCGGGUGCAGGAGCAGAGGAAGCUGGAGGAGAGAAUAUCCAAGCUGAUUUCAGAGAACACUGCAGUUGUGGAGGACAAAAAACUUGAAAAUGUAAGGCCAAGAAAGACUGUAUUGUCAAAGCAAGGAAGCAUUGACCUUCCCAUGCCGUACACCUACAAGGACUCCUUCCACUUUGACAUGAGAGCGAGCCCAGCUCAGAAUAUUGGGCUCCAAAGACAAACCAAGUCUGGACUCUACAGUUCUGUCCCUACUCAGGGCUCCUCCUGCACCGAGCAUGGACCCUUAACACGCAGCAACUCCCUGCCUUUCAGCGUUUCCCUCCUGCAGCCAGAGACAAGCAGCCCGACCUUAUCAAACCAGAGAGAUUAUGUAACCGAAAGUUCUGGCAAGAUCAACCCAACAGGUUUACUUAAGAAGCCUGUGAACCAGCAAUCAUCUGUUCACCGCCCACUGGUCCGGCAGACAGCCGUAGACUGCAACCACGCAACAGACAGCCUCCUCACCACUUCAUCUGUGGAGGAGGCGUGCACCAGCAGACCCGGCUGUGACGGAGAUGGCAGCAACAUAGUUGGAGAACCAAACAGUAGAAAGGUCCGGAAGAAGAAAGAACAGAAGUUUGCCUACAACAAGUGGUACAUGUACGGGGGUGGAACAUUUAAAAAGCUCUACAAUACGGACAAAAGUGGAGAUACUGCUGCUUUGAAAGGGAGGAAAUGUUCAACCAACUUACUUCAGGAGCCAGUUCAUGGUCAACAGAAACCGCUUUCAGUGGUCCAUAGAGAAACUGCUACAAGAUCCGAUUCAGCGCCCCUCUCUGCCAAUCUUUCUCUGGUCUCCUCUUUGGAUCAAACAGCUAACCCUGCGAAUGCUCCCCUCAGGAGGCACCUGUCUGCCUCAGAGUUGCAAUCACCUGCUGCCAGACCAGCACCUGGCCCCAUAAUGGAGUCUCUGAGCCAAAGAGAGGCAGGGAGAUUAUUAAAUGUUCCUAAACAUUCCCACUCCAUGACAGAGCCCUGCGAUGGCCAGAUUCCAUCUGACAGGAAAAAGCAAAAAACUGUGGAAGAAGACAUUUCACCUCUGCUGAUGGAGACUGACCCAACCACCCCCACUCUACACCCUGCAUCUGUCACUGAAGGCACAGCUCCGCAGGAGGCAGAUUUUACUUUCAUCCCAGCCAAAAAGAUCCCAAAGUCUCCCGAGUUAAAAGGAUCCCUCCUUGUUUCUCAGAUUAGCAAUUCAGCAGCUGUUUCAGUGCCUAUUGCUGCCAAGAGCAGCUUCCUCCCCAAGUACCAGCUGAAGUUACCAAAUGCCCAUGAACCCCACCCUAUAUCUCCAUCACAACUAGGGGUUAAACCAAAUGCAGUGGAGGGCUAUACUCCCACUGCGUUAUCUGCUCACUCCAACCAAACCCUGGUGACGGCUUCUGUGAACCUCUUCAGAAACCCGGUCCGUUUACCGUCCAUACAAACUCCAGACCACCUUGCCUUACCUUGCACAGUCACAAGUCUGUGUCAAGUCAAAACAUCACAACACAGCUACACAAUGGCAUCUGGUGUAUCUGUCAUGCAGAGGCAGUUUGCAGCAACCACUAUAACCACAAGCUGCUUUCAGGACUAUACAAGUGGUCUAUGCAGCACUUUAAUGCAUUGUUCAAAAGCUGGAACUGACUCAGUGCUUGAACAGUCACUGAGAUCUCUCGCACCUGCAGCUCCAGUGCUGCAUCCGCCCACCACAUAUAAUCAGAAAUCAGCUGCCACCAUCACAGGCCUUCCACAUAAUCUCUCCUACCAAGGCUCUAACCCUCCUCAGGGACAUGUGCCAGACCCAGCAGAACCUGGAAACAAAUCCAGUGUUGACCCAAAUGGCCCAGUUGUACCCUGUGGGAUUAUGCCACUGGACCAACAAGCUCAAAAUGUCUUUCAUGUUCAUACUGCAGACCUCCAGAUCUGUCUUCAAAUCAUAUCUGAUGAGCAGAUGGCUCUCAUUGCUCCUCAAAUUGAACGUCAGCCGUGUUCUGGUUUGUCACAGAUCUGUGAUAUGGAAGUUAUGACACCAGAUGGUGUCCGGAAAAAUCUCUCAAUCAAAACUAGCAAUGUCUUAAGUAUAAAUGAACAACUACAGCAUCAAACAGAGAGUGACAGACUGGAGUGUUUAGUUGGACUAAACCAACAGGAGAUUAAUAGAGGAGAUGCUUGUAAAACAGCAUUGUUAAUCAAAUCCAUCCCUCCUAAAGCACCAAACUCACACAGCAAUGGCCAUUCCAUCAUCGUCACACAGACUCGAAACUCUGCAGGUUGUAUUAUGGCAACCUCUGCUUCAUCCAGAGGCUCAAGGUCAGCAGGGAACCAAACUUCAGAGACCAAACAGGUUCUCUCUGCAAACCCUUGUGCUGAGGAGCAUUUCUUAUCAAACACAGGACACAAAAGGACUGAAAACAUCUCAAAAACACCACCUGGACAAAGGAAAAUCAGCGGGGGAUCCCUUUCUACCAAAGCAGCAAACCAGAACAGUGGAAAUCUGGAGAAAAGCCAACAGGACCCUGAACAUCCCAGGACUUCCUGUGGUGCAGAUGUGUUUAAAGGAUGUGGUGGAGCAGCAAUGGGCAAAGUAAGCAGGACAGACAGUUCAGAGUCCCUCAAACAGGCCACCAGUGCCACAGGCAUGGAUGGAGGAGUCACUCCAUUUUUCAUGAACAGCUCCAGUGUCAGGAGACAACCCAACCAACAAACAGAACCUCCAGAAUGUGUUGGCCAGAGUUCAACCAACCAUCCAAACAUGAAGCUGAAAGGAGUGGAGCCUUCUGACCAAUCAUCCUCCACAAUAAAACUAUGUCCACAACAGACACAGAAUGAUCAAAGGAAGAAAUCCUCUAAAAAACCAGAGGAAAUCCCUGUACAUUCUGCUUCUGGUCACAGGGAAAGAACCGGAGACACCACAAGCUCCACUGCAGGGAUUACAGAGGAAGCCCUGAAGGAUCAGGAACAUAAGGAGACACCAGAGGGUGCAGACUGCAAAGCAGAGCUGAAACAAGAGGAGCUGCAGUCAGAGCAUCGGGGAGGAUACGACCUGACCGAGAAGGACCAGAAGCCCCACAACGUUCCAGAGGUGGCUGGAGCGGACAGGACUAGGCCAAGGGAAGAAGAAAUAAACGUUCGUGUGGAUCCCCUGAAAAUCGCACAUCUGUCUGAACAGGAUUUAGAGGCGCUUUGCCAGAGAAAUCCACAAAUAUCUGAACAUCAAACCACAAACAUCUCCCAGGACUCUGACCUGGCUGCCAGCAGCACCCAUACCCGCCGUCUAGACUGCCCACCGCUGGAAAUCAACCAUCUCUAUCCACCACAGAAGAACUGGGACACAAGCACCGUCCUCUACGACCAGCAGAUGCAGAUCUCACAUGCACCGAACAUGAACCAUCGGGCUUCUUUAUGUGCUGAGCCCAGCUGUCAGUCAACUAAAAGCACGAUGAGUGUUUCAGCUCAGCAGGACUUUAACUGCAGGACAGCUGAGAGCUGCUCUGAUAUUUUCACUGGAGACAGAACAAAAAACCCAAGUGUCUUACCAGAUUUCAGAACGCUGUCCUCUACGUGUUUAAGUCAGGUUACCAAAGUCUGCAGGAGUUCAGAUGAGAUGACAGGAGAAAUGUUGCAGGACGAGCAGAUUCCUGUCGCUUCAUCACAGCCGUUUCUGGAAGCUGGUAAGAAGCAAGUCUCUGCAGAAACACUCAAGGACUUCCCCGACCAGAACCGUGACUCUGGGAGAAACAAGUACCAGUCCAUUCUCAUGAUCGGGUCCUUUCAUGGCUACCAAGCCGCAGACUGCCUGCCCAGCGGCGUGAGGCCUGUGCCGAGCGUUCCAGACAAUUCAGAAGACACCAGCAGCAGUGAUGAUGAGGGAAAGCUAAUCAUCGAGCUCUAGAUGCAUAGAUGAAAUAUUUCACACUCUUAUUGUUCUUGUGUAUAUUUUUCCCACUCAGGAGACAAAAAUAAGAAGAAUGGGCAUAAAUUUAGACAAACAGUGCAAGUCGAUGUGCACCUCUGGAGCUUGGACAUGACCUUUGAUCUUUACAUACAUUUCCUCUGACUGUGAAAGUUAUCUUGUGGUGAUACUGUAAAAAGUGAAUGAAGCUGUUACUCCAAACUGGGUUUCAUGGUAGUUCUGUGGCUCCUUUCAUACAUGAACUCUUCUGUUGUUGACUCAGAAAACAGGAACACGUGGAGUCAAGGUUUUGUCCAGUGCAGUGGUCAUUUCGUCAACCAGAAUGGGAUACAGAGAUGUCAUCUGAAGAGGAAGAGGUGAAGGUGCACAUGGAGUCAACGCCCCCUUUUCCCGUGACGAUGACGAGACGAAAACGCACAAAAAUUGUUUCCAGAAAAUAAAAAUAUGAAGAAAAUAAAAACGUAUUUUUAUCAACGAGACUAAGUCCAGACAAAAUUUAUGAGCCAUGAACGAAUGGACAUUAAAAAUGUAAUUGUUUAUAAUGAAUUUGUAAUUGACUAAAAUGACAAAAAUUUGACUAAGACUAAAAUAGAUUUUCGUCAUUUAGACUAAGCCUAAGACUAAAUUAAAAAAAAGCAAAACGAAAGAAAAACGAAACGAAAAACUAAAUUAACACUGGUCCAGUGGCAGCUGGCCAAUAGAGGGCGCUAGGGCGCCGCCCCACAAGCCCAAUCACCUUCAUUAAGACAAAAAAAUAAAUAAAAUAAAAUUAUAAAAAUAAAACAUUUUUGAAAUAUGGUAAUAUAUAAUUUGAAGCAAAAAUGUUCCCCCAUAGAGUCUCAUUAAAAGUUGUCCAUGCGCAGUAGGUCGUCUGCAAUACAGAAGUAUAGGAGAGCUCUGGCUGCAGCUAAGCUUGAAGAGAACUGGAAAUGAAACCCUUUGGACCGGAUCAGCCAAACAUCAAAAUUAAUCAGCAGUCUAAAGACAGAUGGAGACGUUUCACUCUGUCUUUUUCCAGGACCUGGUUUAGCUACAAGGCUAGGCUAACUGCAUGCAGCGAGGCUAACGCUGUGUUCUGCUUUUCCUGCCUCUGUCAUGAUGGGUUCACUGGUGUGACCCAAUUAUGCAGAACACCACUGAGACGGAAACUGGAGUAAAAGGUUUAACAGAGUUUAUUGUCAUAAGCACUGAGAUAAUGACUGGUUCAGGGUCAGGCCUGGGAGACUGGUUCACCGGAGUCUGCGUGAGAGACAGUUCAGUUAGCGUAGCGCAUAGGAGUUUGAUUCUUGACA